Messenger RNA from Triticum urartu, 3648 nucleotides. Its product is annotated as protein transport protein SEC24 B. Gene Ontology annotation, molecular function: SNARE binding; zinc ion binding. The record is from RefSeq and is a predicted model, not a curated record. Gene Ontology annotation, cellular component: COPII vesicle coat; endoplasmic reticulum exit site. Gene Ontology annotation, biological process: endoplasmic reticulum to Golgi vesicle-mediated transport; intracellular protein transport; COPII-coated vesicle cargo loading. Lineage: Eukaryota; Viridiplantae; Streptophyta; Magnoliopsida; Poales; Poaceae.
AACGCUUCCUGGAUCAUCACUUCGACAUAAAACGCUCCUUUCUGCUCUUUCUCCUACCCCGCCUGUUCACCUCAGAUCCCGAUCUUCCUAUCGAUUCCUGUCGUCGCCGCCCCCAUGUCGAGGCCGCCGCCCCCUUGCACGCCGCAAAACCCUACCCCGGCUCCCAGACCGGGCGGUCCCUCUCCCUCCUCCAUUCUUCCGGCUUCCUUCUCUAACCUCCAGAUCUCCCGCGCCCCCCCGCCAUUUGCUUCCGUCGGGCUUCCGCAAGGGGAUGGCCCCGUGGCGUCGUCGAUCCGGGGUCCGCAGGCACCCCCUCCUGGCACCCGCCCGUUCCCUGGUACUCCGUCGCCGCCGGGCUCGCUCUUCGCCCGCACAGCGCCGUCGGUCCAGCAGUCUCCUCCCUUUGGCGCUCCACUCGCGGCGCAGUCGUUACAGCCGCAGAGGCCUCCCUUCAAUGGCCCGCCGCCCGUGCUGCCGGCGCAGGUGCAACGAGCGCCAUUUGGAGGUCCGCCCGCGGCAUCCCAGCCUCUUCCGUUCGGUGGGCCACCUGCUGCGGUGUCGCAGCCUGCCCCUUUCGGUGUCUCUCCUGUAGCAACAGCCCAAUCUGCUCCAUUGGGUGCCCCUCCGUAUUCAGCAGCUCAGCCACCACCGUUUAGCGGGCUGUCUGGGGCAGUGUCUCGACCUGCCUACUCUGGUGGGUCGAUCCCCCCGUUUGGGGCUGCACGGGGACCCUCGCAGCAGGGUGCUUAUGGUGGGCCUCCGCAGUUUGGCGGGGAGAGACCAGGAUUGCAGACUCCGCUAUUUGGGGCUCAGACCGCACCUGCAUCUCAGCCACCACCGUUCAUGGGGGUUCCUGGGGCUAAUGCACCAGCAUUUCGGCCUCCAGGGUGGCAAGGGCAGACACGACCAGGAACCGUGAGAAUGCCUGGCAUGCCUGGUGCCAUGCCGCCUAAUGCACUAGGCCAGGGGAUGCCAUCCACACCCACCAUGCCAUACUCUCCCCAUGCUGGAGCCCAGGUUUCUACCCCAUCCAAAAUUGACCCUAAUCAGAUUCCACGUCCUAUUACCGAGACGUCAGUUGUCAUUUUUGAGACUCGGCAAGCUGGCCAAGCAGCUGUUCCGCCGGCUGCAUCAAGUGAAUUUAUUGUGAAGGACACCGGCAAUUGCAGUCCCCGUUUGAUGCGGUGCACCAUGAAUCAGAUACCAUGUACGGGUGAUCUCUUGACAACAUCAGGAAUGCCAUUGGCUAUAAUGGUGCAACCUUUUGCUCUUCCCCAUCCUUCUGAGGAGGCUAUCCAGCUCGUGGAUUUUGGGGAGAUGGGCCCUAUCAGGUGUUCUCGCUGCAAAGCGUACAUAAAUCCAUUCAUGAGAUUCGUUGAUCAAGGGAAAAUUUUCAUCUGUAACUUAUGUGGAUUUAGCAAUGAUACUCCAAGGGAGUACUUGUGCAACUUAGGGCCUGAUGGUAGGCGACGUGAUGCUGAUGACAGGCCUGAGUUAUGUAGAGGAACAGUUGAAUUCAUUGCCACCAAGGAAUUUCUGGUCCGGGAACCAAUGCCAGCUGUCUAUUUCUUCCUUGUUGAUGUCUCCAUGAAUGCCAUACAGACUGGUGCAACUGCUGCGGCUUGCAGUGCAAUAUCCCAGUCUCUUUCUGAUCUUCCUGAAGGUCCCCGAACGAUGGUUGGGAUUGCGACAUUUGAUUCUACUAUUCACUUCUAUAGUCUGAAACGUGCUCAACAACAGCCUUUGAUGCUCAUUGUUCCUGACAUACAAGAUGUGUAUACACCACUUCAGAUGGACUUAAUUCUUCCAGUUUCUGAGUGCCGUGAUAGUUUGGAGCAACUACUUGAGAGCAUCCCGAGCAUGUUUGAAAACAAUAGGGUUGCUGAUUCAGCGUUUGGGGCAGCUAUGAAGGCAGGUUUCCUAGCAAUGAAGCCCACUGGUGGAAAGUUGCUUGUGUUUCAGUCGGUGCUACCAUCAGUUGGGACUGGUUCAUUAUCUGCAAGGGAAACUGACGGUAGAUCAAAUAUUUUGAGUGGAGAUAAGGAAGCACAUAAGCUCCUGCAGCCUGUUGAUAAGACACUCAAAACAAUGGCACUAGAAUUUGCUGAGUAUCAAGUUUGUGUAGAUGUGUUCCUUACCACACAGUCAUACACAGAUGUUGCUUCGAUAUCAGUUGUUCCCAGUACCACUGGUGGCCGGGUUUACUACUAUUUUCCAUUUUCUGCUCUUUCUGACCCAGCCAAACUCUUCAACGAUCUCAGAUGGAGUAUCACCAGACCCCAGGGAUUUGAGGCUGUCAUGCGUGUCAGGUGCAGUCAGGGGCUUCAAGUUCAAGACUAUUCUGGCAAUUUCUGCAAGCGCGUCCCUACUGAUAUUGAUUUGCCUGCGAUUGACUCUGACAAAACCAUAAUGGUUUCCUUUAAGCAUGAUGAUAAGUUUCAGGAGAAUUCAGAAUGUGGUUUUCAGUGUGCACUUCUUUACACCACGGUAUAUGGGCAAAGAAGGAUACGAGUUAUAAAUAUUUCACUUCCAUGUACAAGCAUGCUCAGCAACCUUUUCCGAUGUGCUGAUCUGGAAGCACAGUUUACGUAUGUUGUUAAGCAAGCUGCAAAUGGCAUUCCAUCAAGUUCCCUAUCCCAAGUUAGGGACCAAGUAACAAGUACAUGCAUCAAUAUUCUCCAGUCCUACCGACAAUAUUGUGCAUCUGUAAGUUCUUCUGGACAGUUAAUUCUUCCGGAGGCUUUAAAACUUCUGCCUUUGUAUACUCUGGCCUUAACUAAAAGCAUAGGACUGAGGAAUGAUGGGAGAUUAGAUGAUCGGUCCUAUUGGGUCUCUAUUGUCUCUUCAGUUUCUGUGUCAUUAGCUGUUCCAUUGGUGUUCCCUAGGAUGAUUGCUCUCCAUGAUCUUACAUCAAGGGAUGAUGAAGAUCCCCUUAUUCCAAAUCCCCUUGCUCUUAAUAGUGAGAAUAUACAGGAUAAUGGGAUUUAUUUAUUGGAAAAUGGCGAGGAUGGUUUUAUUCAUGUCGGAAAUGCGGUGAACCCUGCCACCCUCGAGCAAAUAUUUGGUUUCUCAUCUUUGGCUGGUGCACCAAAUCUGUUGGUAUUGGAGCAAUUUGAUAAUGUAUUGUCCAGAAAAGUAAAUGAAGUUGUGAAUGAAAUAAGGCGACAGAGAUGCUCCUACCUAAGACUGAGACUAUGCCAAAAGGGCGACCCAUCUGGUUCUUCUCACUGUUUUCUCCCUCUGUUACCUCAUAUCUUCUUAUUACUCCUGACACUUGUUUCUGUAUCUGCAGGAGAUUUCUUCCGUUCCCUGUUGGUUGAGGACAAAGCACCCGGUGGCCUUUCUUAUGUAGAGUUCCUCGUACAUGUUCACAGGCAAAUCCAGAGCAAGAUGACCUGACAUGACCUGCUUUAUUGUUGUAAUGUUUUGGUUGGUAGAAAUCAAGGAAUUGAUUUCUGCAUGUGGAUAUACAAAAAGGAAGCAACGUUUUUCUUUGUAAAACACAGCUAUAGCACAUUUGUAAGGAUUCUAGUCUUUGAUUUUACAAAGUCAGUUUUGGUGUAGGUGGUAUAUGUUUUGUGUUUUGCGACAAGGAUGAGUUUGGCAAGGUAAAUAUUUAUCUAUUUAAACUCUGAAACUAUAUUUAUC